Oncorhynchus tshawytscha (Chinook salmon) is the source of this 5419-nucleotide messenger RNA. Its product is annotated as anion exchange protein 2. Gene Ontology annotation, molecular function: solute:inorganic anion antiporter activity; monoatomic anion transmembrane transporter activity. The transcript is spliced from 18 exons. Gene Ontology annotation, cellular component: plasma membrane; apical plasma membrane; basolateral plasma membrane. The coding region runs from base 1862 to 4837 and encodes 991 amino acids. The record is from RefSeq and is a predicted model, not a curated record. Gene Ontology annotation, biological process: transmembrane transport; monoatomic anion transport; regulation of intracellular pH. Lineage: Eukaryota; Metazoa; Chordata; Actinopteri; Salmoniformes; Salmonidae.
UUGUUCUCACUGAAGCAAUGUUUUAGUGCUUACUGUAAUUCCAUGGUUGUUUGUAUAAUUUAAUUCAGAGCCAAGACGACAUGCGGGUUCUCUCUUUGUUUAGACAGCAUGUUAUAUUUAAAGUUCUUGUACAUUUUUAAGGGCUGUUUUGUCAUUUGGGAGAUUUAUUCAGAACCCCGGUACUCUGAACUAACCUCUCACUGACCUAAGAAUCUAAACUCUCCCUGACCUUCGUGUUCACUCAGACUACUGUGCCAGAUUAACUUUUAAAGAUGUAUUUUUACAUUUUACUUCAAGUGCUUAAUAUCUUGCACUUUGUGUAUUUGCGCCUGUUUGUGUGUGUGCUUGUGUGAAGAGAAGUCUAUGGCUCCACUGAAGGUCAAAAUGCCCUAAACAGAGAGAAAGAAGGGAACACAUUGGUGUACAUUAAUGUUCUGUGACGUCCCUAGCUCCAGUGGCAACCGGGGUGAUUUACGUCAGGGGGUCGACCCCUCAGCGGACAGCGGCAGCUUAUCAGAGAGUGUGGUGGACACUGACAAAAUAGGAGCGAAGUCCUCUAAUUAAAUUAGCCUGUUCCCGCUCUAAGCUGAGGCCCCUGAAACCAGGCCCGAGUCAACCCGGUGGCUAAUUGAGAAAGCUGCCCCUCUGGUUCACAUCCCCUGAGUCAUAAGUGCCAAUAAAACAAUGUGGAAGAGCUAAAUCGUCUGGGGGAAAAAACAUGAGAGAAGCUGAAUUGCAUGGAGAUGAUUUGAUAUGGGUCCAGUGCCAACAUUGGGCUACGUGACAUAGAGGGUGUGGUCUUUGUCAGGGUCCCUGACCGCAUCAGGAGUCUCCUUGAGUGGAUCCUCUUUUAUCUGCUUCCCAGCACUGCAAAGCAGCCUGGGAAAGUGCCUCUGCGGCUGGCCGCUGCUCAACGAUCGGAAUUAUUAGAUCACUGUCUCAUUCCUCUUUUGUUCAACCCUCCUGUUAGCACCUCUGCUAGUUAAUGCGCUUGGACACGUUCUACCCUAACCAGGUCAGGUGGGGGUCAAGGAAUGCUUUUUUCCCCCUAACUCCAUUCCUGGACACGCAAAGACUUGUGCUUGAGAUUGGAGAGGUCACGGUUCCUCAUUCCCAUGCCAGCACUAUGCCCACCACCAAGCGCCUCUCCUUCAAGAGUGCCAGCCUUGCCUGGGCCAAGUCCCACUCCAGGACUUCCCAGACAACCACACACGCGCAACUGGAGUCAGGCACAUUGUGAACCCUCUAAGGCGGACGAACGGUUCCAGUAGACAUAGCCCCAAGGUCUGACAAGGUACAGCGACACCUUACAGUGAAACCCAGAUAAUGAACAAGAGGCUCAAAUGACAGAAGAUGAUACUUCGUUCCUCUCCAGUUUCACUCGCAGAGUUUUCGAAGGAUGUACAGGACAACUUGUUCUUCAGGAGAAAUGCUGUCAUUUUUAUACACCCUCAGUUUUAGCUGAUGAAUUGAUGAUGGUGCUCAACGACCAGGGUGUUUCUCAAACAGGGAAGGAGCCCACUGACAAAGGUAAGGUUGGUUCCUACCUCUGAGAGGAUCAUCCACACCCGUUGCCGCAUUCCCUCUGGGAUGUAUCCAACCAGCUCACUUUCAUCCAGCCUUAUUAUCUAAACUGUCCUUGGUUUGCGGCCAGCCUGGUAACCCAACUAGGGUUUAAUAGCGGGAACCAGGUUACUGAGGUUUCCGGCCCAAACCCACUCCUGUUUCCCGGGAUAAAUAACUGAGAAACCGGUAAAUUAUAAUAAAUUAUUUAUAUGAACAGCUUGAAGUGAAAUAGAACUGUUAAAUUAUAUGCAAUGUCCAAAUCUGUCUUUACGGCUUCCUCUGCUCUGCUAUCUGCAUGAUCAAUCAUCAACACUCAGGGUGGGGACAGACAGCGCAUCUCAUAUGGAGUGCAGUUCACAAUGCAUGUAUCAUCUCAUCAGCAGGCCAUCGUUUUGAGGAUGUCCCUGGGGUACGGAGACACCUGGUCAGAAAGAGCACCAAAGGCCAAGUGGUGCAUGUCGGCAAGGACCACAAGGAGCCCUGCACACGCAGCCAAAAAAAGGACCGGACCCCACAUGAGGUGUUUGUGGAGCUGAACGAGCUUAUCAUGGAUAAGAACCAGGAGAUGCAGUGGCGGGAGACGGCCCGUUGGAUUAAGUUUGAGGAGGACGUGGAGGAGGAGACGGACCGCUGGGGCAAACCCCACGUGGCCUCGCUCUCCUUCCGCAGCCUGUUGGAGCUCCGCAAGACCAUCUCCCAUGGGGCGGUGUUGUUGGACCUGGACCAGAAGACCUUGCCUGGCAUUGCCCACCAGGUGGUAGAGCAGAUGAUCAUUUCAGACCAGAUCAAGGCUGAGGACCGCGCAAACGUGCUCCGAGCCCUGCUGCUCAAACACAGUCACCCAAGCGAUGAGAAGGAGCACAGCCACAACCCCUUCCCCAGGAACAUCUCGGCGGCCAGCCUGGGCAACCUGCUGCCCCAGCAACACAGCUCCAACCACAUCCACCAUCCAGAGCCCUCCAUCACAGACCCCCUCAUGGGCUCGGCCAGCACAGGGGAGCAGGAGACACGUAUCGACAUGGAGAAGAACGACCUGCAGCAGAAGGAGUCUACUCCAAAUAUCGGCAUACACAGGUCGAAGUCCAAGCAUGAGCUCAAGCUGCUGGAGAAGAUUCCAGAGAAUGCUGAGGCCACUGUUGUCCUUGUGGGCAGCGUGGACUUCCUGGAGCAGCCCACCAUGGCCUUUGUGCGGCUGCAGGAGGCGGAGGAGCUAGACUCUGUCCUGGAGGUCCCAGUGCCAGUCAGGUUCAUCUUUGUCCUGCUGGGUCCCCCCAGCACCAACAUGGACUACCACCAAAUCGGACGCUCCAUCUCCACACUCAUGUCUGACAAGCACUUCCAUGAGUCGGCCUACCUGGCGGACGACCGCCAGGACCUGCUCAACGCCAUCAACGGCUUCCUGGACUGCAGCAUCGUUCUGCCCCCCUCCGAGAUGGGCGGUGAGGAGCUGCUACGCUCCGUGGCACGCUUCCAGAAGGAGAUGCUUCGCAAGCGGGAGGAGCAAGGAGCCCUGCUGGCCAAGGAGCCCAAGAGCCAGAAGGAAAAAGAGGCCCUCCUCUCGCCCGGGAAGCCGGGAGACGACCCCCUGCAGCGUACUGGACGCCCCUUCGGAGGCUUAAUCCGAGACGUGAAGCGCCGCUACCCAAAGUACGUGAGUGACUUCAAGGACGCGCUGAACGCCCAGUGCGCUGCGGCCAUCAUCUUCAUCUACUUCGCUGCCCUCUCCCCCGCCAUAACCUUCGGAGGCCUCCUGGGUGAGAAGACUGAGGGUCUGAUCGGUGUGUCUGAGCUGAUCGUGGCCACAGCUGUGCAGGGUGUUCUUUUCUGCCUCCUGGGGGCCCAGCCGCUCCUGGUAGUGGGCUUCUCCGGACCCCUGCUCGUCUUUGAAGAGGCCUUCUACUCUUUCUGUAAGGGGAACGGGAUAGAGUACCUGACGGGCCGGGUGUGGAUCGGCUUCUGGCUCAUCAUCAUCGUGGUGACGACAGUGGCCUUGGAAGGUAGCUUCCUGGUCCGCUUUGUCUCACGCUUCACCCAGGAGAUCUUCUCCUUCCUCAUCUCGCUCAUCUUCAUCUUCGAGACCUUCUCCAAGAUAGGCAAGAUUUUCAUGGAGCACCCACUGCAGCGCUGUUACCUUGACAACAGCACGGCGGAGAACGCAACGAUGGAGAAUAGCACCCUGGAGCUAUUGCUUGACAACAGCACUAUUUCGGUGGUGUCGGUGAAGGUCCUAGGGGAACCCAACACAGCACUGCUCUCCCUUGUACUCAUGUCUGGAACCUUCUUCAUUGCAUUCUACCUGCGCAAGUUCAAAAACAGUGCCUUCUUCCCUGGCAAGCUCCGUAGGAUUAUUGGAGAUUUCGGGGUCCCCAUAGCCAUCCUCAUCAUGGUCCUAGUGGACUACAGUAUACGUGACACUUACACACAGAAACUGAGCGUGCCCAGUGGCUUCUCUGUGACCAGUCCUGAGAAGCGUGGCUGGGUGAUCAACCCCCUAGGCAUGUACACCCCGUUCCCCAUCUGGAUGAUGUUUGGCAGUGUGCUGCCCGCCCUGCUGGUCUUCAUCCUCAUCUUCAUGGAGACACAGAUCACCACUCUGAUAGUGAGUAAAAAGGAGCGGAUGCUGGUGAAGGGUUCUGGCUUCCACCUGGACCUGCUGGUGAUCGUAGUGCUGGGCGGCACCUCUGCCCUGCUCGGCCUGCCCUGGAUGGCCGCUGCCACUGUGCGCUCCGUAACGCACGCCAACGCCCUCACCGUCAUGAGUAAGGCUGUCGCCCCCGGCGACAAGCCCCGCAUCCAGGAGGUCAAGGAGCAGCGGGUUACAGGGUUGCUGGUGGCCAUCUUAGUAGGCCUUUCCAUAGUGAUCGGAGACUUGCUGCGUCAGAUCCCCAUCGCUGUGCUGUUUGGCAUCUUCCUCUACAUGGGCGUGAUGUCACUCAAUGGAAUCCAGUUCACCGAGCGCCUAAUGUUACUGCUGAUGCCCCCCAAGUACCACCCCGACCACACCUACGUCCGCAAGGUGAAAACGCUGCGGAUGCACCUGUACACACUGAUCCAGCUGGUGUGUCUGGCGGCGCUGUGGGCCGUCAUGUCAACCGUGGCCUCUCUGGCUUUCCCUUUCGUCCUCAUCCUCACCGUCCCCGUCAAGAUGUUCCUGUUGUCCCGCAUCUUCACCACCCGUGAGAUGCAGUGUCUGGAUGCUGAUGACGCAGAGCCCGUCUUUGACGAGAGAGAGGUCCAUGAUGAAUACUCAGAGAUGCACAUGCCUGUGUGACCCACACCAUCAUAUACCUUCCAACCACUGUAUUCUUCUCUGUGUCCACACCAUUCUGCCAAUCAAUCAACCAGCCAAUGAAAUGCCUGCCCAAAGGAUCCACCAGCAAAGACCUAUAUAUAUAUAUAUAUAUAUAUAUAUAUAUAAUUGACAGAUCCUCUGACCAUCAUUGGGCACUGUUGGUACUGGUUUCCAUUGCUUUAACCACACCUGACCAAAGGGUAAAGAUGUCGCAUGAAGGCUUUGGUCUUCUGAGACCCAGCUCUGUCAUGGAGGGGUUUAAGAUCACUCAUAACCCCCUGUCAAUCUCAUUCACUGGGACAGAGUUCAAUUGGGUGACAUAAGUAGAUUCAACAUUCAGGCGUUCUCAUGAUGACACACAGCUGGAAAUGGGGACACAUUAUAAGGGGGAACUUCCUGUCAUCUGAAGGGGUUAGGGGUCGUAACCCUUCAGAGAGCACUUUGUGGCAUUAGGUAUGAAUACAGACUGAAAGGUCCAAUCGGUUCAGCAUAUUUAUUUUGUUCAUCAUCCAUGUUUUAAAAUAUUUCAACAUAUUUGCCUUUUUUUUGGGGGUUCAGGGG